Messenger RNA from Lethenteron reissneri (Far Eastern brook lamprey), 4316 nucleotides. RefSeq names its product cell adhesion molecule DSCAML1-like. Gene Ontology annotation, cellular component: membrane. Lineage: Eukaryota; Metazoa; Chordata; Hyperoartia; Petromyzontiformes; Petromyzontidae. The record is from RefSeq and is a predicted model, not a curated record.
GCGGUCGCUGACAGCGCGGGGGUUGAGAAUGGCUCGGAGUCCGGAGCUCAGCGCCAAGGAAGAACACCACGAGAAUUUAUGGUCGUCACCCCAGAGAAAAUGAACGCCGUAGCAGGCAGAAAGAUUUUCUUGCCCUGCUCCUACACCUGUACAAUCAGCGGCAUUACCCACAUGCUGGUGGAGUGGUUCAGGAUGAUGGAUGGACGUGAAGAAGAGAGGCUUUAUAAAUUCCCCAAUGGAGAUAGACAAUGGCCUUUACACGCCACCUGGAUGGGUGAUGUGUCCAAGUGUGAUGCCUCCAUCACCGUCAGUGACAUCAAGACCAACGACUCGGGGCGAUAUCGCUGUGAGGUCACGGUGUAUCCACAAAACAAGCACGACAUUGGGUAUCUACAGCUGAAUGUCACCAGUCCAUCAGAUAAAAUGAACGCCAUGGCAGGCACUACAUUUCUCCUGCCCUGCGCCUACACCUGCACAAUCAGCGGCGUUACUCACAUGCUUGUGGAGUGGUUCAGGAUCAUAGACGGGCUUGAAGAGAGGAUUUAUAAAUACACCGAUGGAGAGAGCAGCCACUGGCCUGUACAGGCCACUUGGGUGGGUGAUGUGUCCAAGUGCGACGCCUCCAUCACCGUCAGCGACAUCCAGACCCACGACUCUGGGCGAUAUCGCUGUGAGGUCACGGUGUAUCCACAAAACAAGCACGACAUUGGGUAUCUACAGCUGAAUGUCACCAGUCCAUCAGAUCUGGUGGUUGUGACCCCAGAUAAAAUGGACGCCAUGGCAGGCACUACAUUUAUCCUGCCCUGCUCCUACACCUGCACAAUCAGCGGCGUUACCUACACGCUGGUGGAGUGGUUCAGGAUCACCGUCGAGCGAGAAGAGAGGAUUUAUCAAUACGACAAUGGAGAGAGCAGCCGCGGGCCUUUACAGGCCACCUGGGUGGGUGAUGUGUCCAAGUGUGAUGCCUCCAUCACCGUCAGCGACAUCCAGACCCACGACUCUGGGCGAUUUCGCUGCGAGGUCACAGUUUAUUCCCAAACUAUGCAAUACCACAUUGGGUAUCUACAGCUGACUGUCCAGCCACGAACAGACCUGGCCGUUGUCACCCCGGAUGCAAAGAACGCUACAGUAGGCAGCACGGCUCUCCUGCCCUGCUCUUACACCUGCACCAUCACGGGCAUUAGACACACGCUGGUGGAGUGGUUCAGGACCAUAGACGGACACGAUGAGAAGGUGUAUAAGAUCAUAUACAGAAAGAGGAGCCUCAGGCCGAUGCAGGUGACUUGGGUGGGAGAUAAGUCGACGUGUAACGCCUCCAUCACCAUCAGCAACAUCCAGACCCACGACGCUGGACGAUAUCGCUGUGAGGUCACGAUGUAUCGACACGACAAGCCAAGCAUGCAAGACAUCGGGUAUCUGCAGCUGAACGUUCACAAUGAACCAGAACCGAGAGACGCAACACCCACGCCAACCCCAACCCCAGCUCCAGCUCCUGUAGCUGGCAUCGUCCUUGGAGUCAUUGCUGCUCUUCUGGUUGUUGUUGCUGGAGUUGUUUUUUACUGCAGGAGGAGGAGACCAAGUCAGCCAAGAGAAGCAGAAGUCCCGGUUGAAGAUACGUUAAAAUUAAACCCAAAUGGAGAAGAUGAAGGAGCAAGAUGAGGUCAAGUUGCACCGGCAGAGCAAGGAGAUGAGGCAAAUGAUGAAGAAGGAGAACGUGAGACCUCAAUCUAACGAAGCCAGAAGUCCAGCCAAUCAGUCCCAAGCAACCUUAACUAACACAACCAAUCGAGUCAACGAUCAAGACGCCAGCAAUGUAGCGAUGUGAAGUUGAACCGCAAUGCCUCAUUAGGUUAAUGUAAAGCUACCAAAGUCCUGGUUUGGUCUGGACCGUCUGAAAAUGUUGAUGUAGAACGCGAGACUUCAACUGUGUGGGCGUGGCUAUAGAAAUGUGGGCGUUGCUGGUGGUGGAGGGAGGGGCAACCAUCUGACCACGUGUCACGGUUGAGCCUCCCAGACACGUGGUAGCUUUACGUUCAUUUUGCAACGUGCACUGUCGUGCUGCCUCACAAAUGACUGGCAUAGAGACCCCGGAUGUUUACACAGAGACCCAUAGAUUCACAUAGAGAACUAUAGAUUCACAUAGAGAUAAUAUAUUAACAGAGACCCAAAAGCUCACAUAAAGACCCACUAAUGGACACAGAGACACAUAAAUUCACACAGAGACCCAACCACUCACACAGAAAGCAAAUGGCUAAUAUAGUGACCCAUUCAUGAAAAUAUAGACCAGUACACUUUAUAGAAACCCAUAGACUUAGAUAGACACAUGGUUGUGAUUAAACUGGGCUCUCAAAUGCGGUGAGUUUGAUGGUCUCAGCCCGGUCACCAAUGGACUGCACAAAACAAAACCCAUCACGUAAAUUUGUCCCAUCGUACCUCAUUUGUUCGAUAAUGUAAACGUCUGCUUGGCUGCCGUGCGACAACGCCUCAAGGUGAGUCGUGUGAGGCAUUGCGAGCCCAGAUGUGUGGAGGGUAUGAAGGGAACGAAGGAUUCUUGUGACAAGUCGGGUCCAGUCCCAUUCACAGCCAUUUGUUUCACACACCGGGGUCGCACCGCUCUGCAACAUUUACAAGUGGAUUCCUUGUGCCAUGAUAUGACGCUGAAAGGUGAAUUAUAUUCUGUGAAAAAGUAUUUUUACAUUCGAGUACAGCAAACUCUUCGCUCUAGCGGGUUUAGCUAUCGCGGUUUUGCAGUUUCGUGCCAAGGCUAUUGAGGUGCAGAGUUCGCCGAUCGCGCCCCUGUGACUGGACCAUUCGCGGUUGAUCACGAUAUUUCUGUACGCGUCGUAACUAUACUGCUCGUGAUGAUGCCGCUACUGCCGCGGAAGAACACACGGGGUGCCGUCUUACCUCCGUCUUAUCUCCAUCUUAUCUCCGUCUUGUCUCCAUCUUGUCUCCCGUCUCUUCUCAAGCGGCCCAUUGCGGGUGCCGGGUCACGCGGUGUUUCCAGCCUCGAGUGAGGAGGCAGUGAUGUUCAGCCGCCCGCGAUUUUUCUUUCUAUCGUGCGAUAGGAACCGUGAACCAAACCCCAUUUUUCCCAUUUACCCACAUGUCUCCGUCCAUGUUUUUCAGCAAAACCCAACAACGUAGAUUCCAAAGCCACAACAACGAUGCUGAGUUGUUUUGGGGUUAAUGGCCAGAAUCUUGACAUAGAUCCCAGAAACAAACACGGGUCAUUGCGAUGGUAACAAUGACUGUUCUGCCUCACAGCAGGUGUCUUGCCUCACGGCAGAUGUGGGGCGUAUGUACACAGGAAUUUCCUCUUUUUGAUGCUAAGUUUGGUCACGUGACUAGGAAGUUGCGAUUUAAGAUUCCCGCUCAACCACGCGGGCGUCGGCCAUUACACAUAUAAUUCAAGAUGGCGGCACACAUCGCGUCCCAGUGAAGCCAGCUGCAAUUGUCCAUUGUGGGACUUUAAGUAGCAUUGUCUGUAAGUUCGUUUAUGUUCUUAUAAUAUUUGCAAUGCUGUUAUAUUGUUAUAAUGACCGUUAUGAUGCUGUAAAUGCCUUUAUAAUGCUGUUAAAUUAUCAUAAAUACGAGGCCUAGUUAACAACGAAGCCUGCAACUUGCCUUGUUAUGACUGUUACCUGUAAUCGAAUAAGUCGAGUCAAACUUGUACCCAGGUAACUAUAUUGCGAUCUUGAGAGCAAGGAUGACAAAAUGUCUCAUCCACAGUGAAGUGUUAUAUGUGUAGUAGAGUUCACGACUCUUGGACGCCGGAGUUGGAGGCACACGGGUUUAUUUCACACAGCACGGUUGUGGCAUACAACACUAGAGGGGGUAUCGGCCCCCUCACCCGGCUAGCUGGGGAUACACGCGCUAGCUACUCCUAGCCUGCCUCCUAGUCCUCCACUAACGGGCUAGGGGAGGCUAUCUGGCCCGACACUGGUAAGUCGGGCCCGGUACCCUGAGUCCCAGACCAGCUCUGACAAGAGCACCGGCUCUGGAUCUCGGGACCACGCCGCUGGCUCGGUCCUGUUCGGCCCUGAUAAGGACGGCGAACCAGGGGAGUCCAGGGCUCUAGCUAAGACGUCUUCAGUCUUCACUGGUUAGCUUAACAUUCUCCUCGAGCCCUCCGACACAUCCCCUUUUAUACCCACCCCCCCCCUUGAGGGGUGGGGCCCCGGGGGAUCAUAACUCCGAAUCAGCCUCCCCAGGGUGCCUGGCGCGGACGUCGUAGAGAGCAUCUCCCCGUGCACUCACGUAGCCCCGCCCACUGUGUUUGUUUGCCAUAAGCUGCCAUGCAUAACGGGCUCUCU